Messenger RNA from Penicillium pulvis, 1743 nucleotides. RefSeq names its product fungal specific transcription factor domain-containing protein. Gene Ontology annotation, biological process: DNA-templated transcription. Lineage: Eukaryota; Fungi; Ascomycota; Eurotiomycetes; Eurotiales; Aspergillaceae. The coding region runs from base 1 to 1743 and encodes 580 amino acids. The transcript has 3 exons. The record is from RefSeq and is a predicted model, not a curated record. Gene Ontology annotation, molecular function: zinc ion binding; DNA binding.
AUGGAUGUGGAAUGGCUGGAAGGGGAGGUUACAUAUCCUGCCUCCACAGAAUCUCUUAUCGAAAAUGAUAUAGAGUUUAGAACGUGCACCAUCAAACAGGCCAUCAUUGCCGUCCCACUGUCUGACCGUGGUCUUGAGUCACCCUGCGCAACUAAAUGUAUUUGGCUUCCCUUUUACAAGGAGUCCAAAAUUGUGGUCGAGAAAUAUCUAAACAACAUCACCUAUAUUCACCAUGUGGUUCACACUCCUUCGGUGCGAAAACUUUUGGAUGAUCUCUACCAGAAUCUUAGCCACAAGGAAUCCGUCAAACUGGGGCAUGUUUCAUUGCUCCUGGCGAUUUUGGCGAGUACCACUUUCUUCUGGACAGAACGCGAUAUGCAUUCGCCAUUAUUCUCCUCCGUCAAGGAAGCAAAUCAACAGGCCACUAUAUGGAUGAAACGUGCCCUUGAAGUACUGGAGUACUCGCGUCUCAAGGGCUUAGACUCCCUUGAGGAUAUCCAAGCCAUGAUUAUUGUGGCCUUUCUCAUUACCAAUCUAGUUGGAAUUAAGUCGCAGGCAUGGUAUGUUUUCUCGACAGCCAUCACUGUAGCUCGUCAUCUGCAACUGCAUCGGAUUGAUCAUCCUCAACACACGAGGCUUGAUAUAUCCCGUCAAGAUAAAAUCGACACAGAGAUAGGUAGGAGAGUGUGGUGGUAUCUAGUUGCGACAGAUUGGCAAUUUGCCUCUUACACAGGCCCACAAAGAGGGACCUAUAUUAUCAAUCCUCGACACAUGGCCACGGAGAAGCCUCUGAAUAUAGAUGACGAAGACAUUCUCGACGAAGCGACUGGUGCCAAGCCAAUAGAUCAGCCGACCUCAAUGUCAUAUAACCUUCAGCGAAUUCGACUGGGAGAAAUAUGCCGCAAGAUCACUGACAGCAUCCCCUUCUCCGAGCCCGGGUGGGUGAUUCGCGACUUUCAAAAAUUACGGGAUAUCGAUGCAGAAAUCUGUGACAUCGCCAAUGAGAUGCCCAGGUUCUUCUCCCUUGAUUACGAUGCAAGUGAACUUCCAGAAACCGAUCCCCGAAGAGCACCUGGAAUUAUUAUUCAACGUUAUGUCAUUAAUUCUUUGAUUCAUACCCAACGAUGCAGACUUCAUCUUCCGUACCUGUCUCGGGCAGCUACGGAUCCUGACCUCGCUUUCUCGCGAGAGGCGUGUCUACAGGCGGCGCGUACAGCUAUCCGAACAGAGCGACUCCUAUCAAAAGAGCCAAUACCUUUUGUCCUUGCACGAUUGAGGUUCUCUGCUGUUCUGCAUUGUGUUUGUAUGGCAAUCAUCGUACUGUUGAUGGAUGUUUGCCUGAAUAAAAGCCUUCGACCGGAGGAGGAUGAGGAACGACGAGACGAGCUUUUUCAUGCGUUCAAGUUUCUAGAAGAGGCCAAAGGUCAAUCGCCAUUUGCAGAACAGAUUCUGGAAUCUUUCUACGCCGUUCUCUGGAGGAAUAAGGUCACUUUGCCUGACACCAAUGACAAGACAGAUCAAAUGCAGAAUGAGAAUCAACUGUCACCGUCUGCAUUGAGCACGGACUCUACAUUACCAACCGUCUUCAGUGGUGACAAUAAUGCUGAGGAUAACCCGCUGGAUCCGACUCUUCCAAGUUUCGAGGACAUCUGGCAGACAUUUGAUAGUCAUGUGGACCCGACUUCUAUUUUCGACUGGAAUUCCCUGUUUGCCGAGCUGGACUCACCAUUCCUUUCGAUGUGA